Messenger RNA from Sclerotinia trifoliorum, 1159 nucleotides. NCBI's taxonomy places the organism in Eukaryota, Fungi, Ascomycota, Leotiomycetes, Helotiales, Sclerotiniaceae. The record is from the annotation of a GenBank genome assembly.
GACCCCAUAACUAAUCCUCUACCAAAAAGCAAAGUACCUCGGUCCAAAACCACCAUGACCGAAUCCAACACCAUAAACCGCCCAAAUCCGGGGAAAUGCCCUCCUUCUCCUCCCUUUCCAUCCCCAACAUCGGAACCGCAAAUCUCACAGCUAUUCUCGCUACAUCUUCACUUUACGCCUAUCUCAUCGCAUUACAUCAACAUCAGCAGAAAACAUUACUGAAAGAUCAAGAAGAGCGAGAACGCGAACGCGGGAAAGUACAGGUGCAAGGUCCUCAACAAUCGGUCCAGGAGGCACGAAUUCGUAAUUCAGGAGGAGAUUAUCUUGAAGAACAGAGUAGAAGUGUCAUUGCAGCGAAACGAGAUACAGAAGAUCAAAGACGAUAUCAAUAUCAUACGAACGUGAAUUCGGAUAUAUAUACGAAUCGAACGACCACAACACGAAACAAAAUGUCUAAAACUUUUUCUCCCUCUGAAGUAGCGGCUCAUAAGGACGUUGAGAAUGGAAUGUAUAUUAUCAUCGACGAGGGUGUAUAUGAUGUUGCCAGUAUGUUUUUUUUUCUUAAUUCAAUUGAUUAAUUCCAUCACCCCUAGCCUUAUGCCCCUUUUAUUACUCUCAUCAUCGCUUCCCAUCUAACCCCCUAUCCCAUUCCACAAGGCGCACCUAUUAUCCCUCAUCCAAACCUACAACAUAGGAAUCCCUACUAACCAUCUCCUUCCUCUUCUACUAGGUUUCCUCGAAGAACACCCCGGCGGAGCAAAAAUCCUUAAACGUGUUGCGGGAAAAGAUGCCUCCAAACAAUUUUGGAAGUAUCAUAAUGAGGGCGUGUUGAAGAAGUAUGGGGAGAAAUUGAAGAUUGGUACUGUGGGGGAAAAGGCGAAGUUAUAGAUUUUUGAUAUAGAUGUAGAUGUAGAUGGAGCGCGGAAUGAUGUGCAUGAGGAAUGUUAUUUGCUUCGGGAGUUGAAAGGGCAGAAGACUUUGUCAAUUGGGGAUAGAUAAUGGGUAUUAUUGAUGAAGAGAAAGGGGAGAGAAUAGAUGGAGAGUGGUUGUGCAUUUGGAUACGAAGAAAGAUCGUAUGUUUAGAUUGCGUAGAUGAGAUACUAUAUAAAUACAGCAGAUGCAAUUGACUACGUUUUUAAAAAGAACAUUAUAGACAAUU